AUAAGUUUUUGACCUUUCUGCCAGACUAACCAUGAGCUCGUUCGUUAUGCAUUAUAAUCCCGAAACCUACAAUACAAGCUCUGCAGCCUCGGACAUGGUAAAUGUUGCAACAACACAAGGUGCUGCCAACAGAGGAUAGGAAUUUUCUCAUGAUGACAUGCAUUGUCGUAAUGCAGAGGUGAUUUGCGCUUGUUUGCGCUGAUGCUUGAAAUGAGUUAAUCAGUGCAGAUUAUACAUGCGCAGUCACGGAACAGGAUCUCUCAGGAAAAUAUAGGAUAUCUCCUGGGUAAUAAAGCCAAAGGGAGGUUUGAACGAUAUGCUGGCAACCUGCGGUUUUUUCUCUCCUCUUAAGCUUCGCUGUUCCCAUUUUGCGCCGUGAUACCAUUUAUCGAUUUUUCAACCUGUCUCCAGUGCCUCUUAAACACCGGAAACCAUAAGAAAAGCAGGUUGUUUGCUGUUAUUCUGUUUCUUAACCGUUCUCAUGAAUAAUAUUGACGACGGCACAGGUUACCAGGUAGUAAAUUCGCACUGCAGCUGGAUAUCCAAUCGUUUCUCCAAAACCCGAAAUUUUUUGAACAACGGUUUAUGCUUAUCCGUACUCAGAGUGUGGCGCCUUAUUGCCAACGUUGCAUAAUUAAGCGGUACAGGUGUUGUUUUGGAUGAAAUUUAAAUCAUAUAACGCUCAAGUGGUGUCCACGUGUUAGCGUGGUGAAAGGUUUUUGGAGUAUUCAUCUUUUUGCCUCGUUUCCGGCAAAAUCUACUGUAUUAUUACACGUGAGACUCGUGCUCUGUCUUACGAUUGAUACCGUAGAAAAUGGAUUGGAGAUCAAAUAUUGAUCAUGAUCAUCCGGCAUUUUUUCAGCCUAAUUUUUCGAUGGACGCGCAGUGUCAUUUAGAAGGAUAUUCGGCUGGGUUCGGCAAUGAUGGAGUGAAUGCCCACGCUAGUAAUUCGACAAAGUACUCAAGAAUGGAAGAAGUGGAAAGUAUUCAGGAUAAAGAGCGAUAUGCUCGUGAGAAUCACAGCGAGAUUGAACGCCGACGUAGGAAUAAAAUGACAGCAUACAUCACCGAAUUGUCCGACAUGGUCCCUACCUGUUCUGCUUUGGCUCGCAAGCCGGAUAAGCUGACCAUUUUAAGAAUGGCGGUGGCUCACAUGAAAACAUUGCGAGGGACCGGAAAUACAGACGGAAACAACUACAAACCGUCAUUCUUGACAGAUCAGGAAUUAAAACACCUCAUUCUUGAAGCGGCAGAUGGUUUUCUAUUUAUCGUGGCGUGCGAUCCAGAAGCGCAUAUCAUGUACUUGUCAGAUUCCACUACUGCCGUCCUGAAUCAGCCUUACGCAGAAUGGACGGGUGCCUCCUUCUUCGAUCUGAUACAUCCCGAAGACCAUGAAAAGGUCAGGGAGCAGCUCCAAAGCCAGGAAUCUCAGACAUCCGGCCGAAUCUUGGAUCUGAAAACUGGGACAAUCAGAAAAGAAGGCCACCAGUCAUCCAUGCGCGUUCAAAUGGGAUCCCGUCGCUCAUUUAUUUGCCGUAUGUUAGUGGGUAAUGCCACUCCGGAUGCCAUGUACCUGAAUUCCCGACACUAUUACCGCAUGCGUCAUCGAGCCUCAUUGGGGCCCAGCGCCGAUGGACGGCAUUACGUGGUUGUGCAUUGUUCCGGCUAUGUGAAAAAUUGGUCUGGUCCGGGCGGCAACAGUCAGCGCGAAGCGGCUGCAGACAUGGAUGAACCGAGUACAUCGAGCGGCCAGAACCAGUCCAGCGGAAAUUGUGUCCUUGUUGCGAUUGGCCGAUUGCAGAUGACCAGUAUUCCGAAUACAUCAGAUCUGGAUGACAACACCAUGCCUUACGAGUUUGUUACUCGUCAUUCGGCCGAUGGCAAUACUCUUUUUGUCGAUCCAAGAAUAACUCCGAUUUUGCAAUUUUUGCCUACCGAUGUUUUGGGCAAGCCAUUGCUGGACAUGGUACAUCCGGAAGACCAAAAGGAGCUUGCAGAAUGUUUCGAUAUGGCACUGAAAGCGAAAGGUCAGCCGGCACAGAAGGUUAUACGCUUCAAAACGAAAAACGGCGACUAUGAUUUGCUUCGGAGCGUUAUGUAUGCAUUUUUAAACCCUUAUUCCGAUGAACUGGAAUUCGUUGUGGGCACUCAUUCAUCCGUGAAGGCCCUUCAACAACAGGAAACAAUGAACAAUGCUGUUAUGGCUGGCGUGGGCCCGACUAUGGAUCAUUCGGUUCACACGGCUGAUCAUUCCGGUUCCUACGCAGGGCACGACACAUCAGCAUCUUCGUCUAUGAUGCCCAGCACAUCGGGAUCUCGUGCAAAACCAUAUUGUUCUUCAUCACCCUCAGUCCAGUCCGCUAACUCCAGUCUGCCACGGAGUGCCAACAACCACGGAUCAAUAUACGGUCAUUCCAGCACUCAUGCGACUGCUGGCACUUCCCGCGCGAGCAACAGUGCUGUCUACAUGCCAUCCAGUAGCUACCAAGCCGACACGGCUUACCCUGCGUUGCCAUUGGCAUCGCAAGCCAACGUGGCACCAGCUGCAUGGCCCAGCGUACCACGGUACGACGGUACGGAGGCGGCCGGAUUUUCCCAGCCAGGUCAUUCCGCCUACUCCAACAUGGUAUCCUCCUCGCUGUACCCGUCUUCGGUGCCAGGACAUGCCCCAUUCGCCCAGGUAUCCGGUCGGAGUUACACCGGGGUCUGGCCGCAGCAGCAGGCCUGGAAUAGCCUCCCAACUGGUGAUGCGCAUAUCCAGCCCAGCAGCAGUGCCAGCACUAGUGGCAGCCAUCCUCUGCAGACCGGCGAAGAUAUGGCCGACUACUAUCGAAAUAUGCAUGUGUAUGAUCCUAGCAGUGUGCAGGAUAUGUCGACUGCAUACAAUCAUUAUCCCGAUCAACAUUUAUAACAUGGUGAAUCUCUCUCACGGCAUUAUCAUGUAUUAUGUACGUUGUAGCAUUCCGUUUUUGUUGAAUUUACUGUCCUUUAUGCAGAACAGGCAGCGCUUAUGUUAGCCUGUGUACAAUACAUUGUACAGUAAAUGCGUUCUUCUCUUUUGUUAACAGAUCUGCUCUUAUUAUGGUGUUUUUGUUGUGUGUACGUAAAGGGCAGUGUAAUUUCGUACUCUACUAAUUCUUUCAUUUUGAAUCUUUUUUUUAUUGCGUUGUCUGUUUUCUGCGCUGCGUAUUCGAUGUUACUCUACGGGCUAUUUGCAGUUUUGCUUCAAAAAAAUACAAUCAUAU
Molecule: messenger RNA, 3245 nt
Organism: Paramacrobiotus metropolitanus
Lineage: Eukaryota; Metazoa; Tardigrada; Eutardigrada; Parachela; Macrobiotidae
Product: aryl hydrocarbon receptor nuclear translocator homolog
Exons: 8
Coding region: 815-2911 (698 amino acids)
Biological process (GO): regulation of transcription by RNA polymerase II
Cellular component (GO): nucleus; aryl hydrocarbon receptor complex; transcription regulator complex
Molecular function (GO): RNA polymerase II cis-regulatory region sequence-specific DNA binding; protein dimerization activity; DNA-binding transcription factor activity, RNA polymerase II-specific
Source: RefSeq, a predicted model, not a curated record